UUUCGUGGGAUGAAUUGUUGCUGGGAAAAAACACAUUCAUGUCAUCUCCUGAGAUCCAGUCUGUGUCCUGGGGCCACAUGAAGGUCAAAGGUUGUUCCUCUUCCUAUAAAGACUGUAAGGUGUGGCCAGGUGGUAGUCGGGAAUGGGACUGGAGAGAGACUGGGACAGAUCACUAUCCAGGGGUCCAGCCAGCCGACCUGGAGGAAAUCCUGAGGAAAGGAGUUCAGACACUGGUCAUAGGAAGAGGAAUGAGUGAAGCGUUACAGGUGCCUCCGUCCACAGUGGAACAUGUGAAGAAGCAGGGAGUGGAAGUAAAGGUACUUCAGACGGAGAAGGCUGUGAAAGAGUACAACAACCUUGCAGGACAGGGGGCUAAAGUGGGAGGAGUUUUCCAUUCCACUUGCUGAAGAUGUCGAGCUGAUGUCAGCGUCGAGCAGGUUUUGGCAUGAUGAAGACCUUGACAGGCUUGCUGAGGGUGAUGGUGCCCUCGAUUGAGCUUUCGGUAGUUGGCAGGCUUUCUGUGCUCUCAUCCCAGGCUGGUUUGUGCACUGCAAGUUUACUGCUGUAGGCCAGGAGCAACUGCACCUCGAUCUGAGACGGCUCUGAGAAGAAGAAGAGAAAGCAAGUUGUCAUCUUUGAGGAAAUUGUUUUGUUCAUCCGUCUUUAGUGACCGCUUUAGUGACUGAAGUCUACUGCAGUCUUUAAACCACUAACACAAUAUAUUUAUGGUUUUCAGGGCUUCAUUAUUAUGAUGUUUUUUGUUUUAACAAAUAUUUCACUACACUCUCUGUGUACUAGAGAAAUGGCUUGGCUCCCACACGUUCAAAAUGAUUCUGGCAAGAACUACCUUCUCCAGGCUAGAUGCAAUUCUAUUUAUAUCAAUGUGGCUGCUAGGGUUUCAUCUUGUAUACCUUAAUAAACUCACAUGAGCAUGGGAUUUAUCUCUUUUUGUUAAAAAAGCAUGUUAAUGAAAUCCAUAUAGACAAAAAAAACCAACAACAUGGAGUAUCCAUGCUGUAAUUUUUCACAAUUUGCUAAAAUGACCUUAACUCUGAUUGAUAAUGAGGAUAAUCAUCAGUAUUGUUUACAUGUUUACCAAAUAAACAAGCAGGGAUUUUUUUAAAACAUCACUUUUCCAAAUUAAUUCACAAAGUGCAACAACAUGAGCUUAAAAAAAAAGUCAAAGUUAUGUUGACCAGUGGGUUGCAACUCAUUAUACUCUGAAAAUGAAAAUAGUCUCACCUGUCCAGGCUGUAUGGGAUAGAUACACCUGCGUGAUGAGCCGUGUCCUUCCUGGUCCUGGUGUCCUAAAAUCUCCAGGCUUAGGGUGAAUUAUGUGCGACUGUCCAUCUGGGUAGAGAACCUACAGAAAAGACGUUUACUAAGAUAAUUACUACUUGAAAUUAUACCGUAUUAUUCCUGCUUAAUUAUGACUCAACAAUGAAUGACCCCUGACCUGCACUUUAACUUUAGCUUGUGGGUCUUGAACAUGUUCCAGAGUGGCAUCGAUGUCUAACCCCAGCACUAAGCCAGAAGUGAACCGCAGCGGGUUGUCGGACUCUCCUGUCGGCUCAAUUAUU
Molecule: messenger RNA, 1580 nt
Organism: Tachysurus fulvidraco (yellow catfish)
Lineage: Eukaryota; Metazoa; Chordata; Actinopteri; Siluriformes; Bagridae
Gene: aamdc
Product: adipogenesis associated, Mth938 domain containing
Exons: 5
Coding region: 39-407 (122 amino acids)
Biological process (GO): positive regulation of fat cell differentiation
Cellular component (GO): cytoplasm
Source: RefSeq, a predicted model, not a curated record